AUGGCGGGCGCCCGGCCGAACGGUCAGUUCGCGGCCAAGGUCCAGCGCCACGCCUCCCAGAUCCUCACCUACGGCGACGAGCUCCUGCAGGCCCAGGCGCUGAGUCUCAUUCCCGUCGACCGCCUGCGAUCGGAGGCCGACGCCGCCGUGGCAGCGGCCGGCGAGGAUCAGGCGCAGCCGAUCGACCCCCAGGCGGCCCUCGUGCGGGCUUUGCUGGAUUGGUUCAAGGGGGAGUUUUUUGAAUGGGUGAACAGCCCGCCGUGCUGGAACUGCGGCCAAGGGGAGGCCUCGCGGGUGGCCGUGGAGGCGCCCAGCGAAGCCGAGGCGCGGCACGACGCCAGCCGGACGGAGGUGUACACGUGCCUGAAGUGCGGCGCGGGGAUACGGUUCCCCAGGUACAACGACCCCGCCAAGCUGCUUGAGACGCGCCGCGGCCGUUGCGGUGAGUGGGCCAACGUCUUCACCCUUUUCUGCAUCGCCCUGGGCCUCGAUACUCGCCUGGUGGUGGACUGGACAGACCAUGUGUGGAAUGAGUACUACUCCCAGGCAAAGGGCCGUUGGGUCCACAUGGACUCCUGUGAGGCGGCAGCCGACCAGCCGCUGCUGUACGAGAGUGGCUGGGGCAAAAAACUGACCUAUGCUGUGGCCUUUCACCGGCUGGGGGUGACAGAUGUCACACGGAGGUACACGCGGCAGUGGCCGGCUGUUUUGGCACGGCGGGUUGAAGCGGAUGAAGACUGGCUGGUGAGGCACCUUAGAGAGGUGACAGGGGGAAUGCGGAUGGGGCUUGGUUCAGCAGAUGCAGAUGAGAUGGCGGAGCGGGACAUGUUUGAGGACGCUGAGCUGGAGACGGCGUGUGGGGAGGGGGCGGGGCGCGAGGCGGAGUCCUUGCCUGGUAGGACCACAGGAUCGGUGGAAUGGAGGCGGGCGCGGGGGGAGUUGGGGAGGGAGGAGGGACGUGAUGUGGACGCUGGGGGCGUGGGGGGAGGGACGGGCGGGGCAGAGGCUGGUGGGAUUGAUGGCAAGGACGCUGCGGGCGUUGAGGGCUCGGAAGGUGCGGGAGUAGAUGGUGAGUAG
This is a messenger RNA of Ostreobium quekettii, 1077 nucleotides long. NCBI's taxonomy places the organism in Eukaryota, Viridiplantae, Chlorophyta, Ulvophyceae, Bryopsidales, Ostreobiaceae. The record is from the annotation of a GenBank genome assembly.